Chrysochloris asiatica (Cape golden mole) is the source of this 567-nucleotide messenger RNA. RefSeq names its product C4b-binding protein alpha chain-like. NCBI's taxonomy places the organism in Eukaryota, Metazoa, Chordata, Mammalia, Afrosoricida, Chrysochloridae. The transcript is spliced from 4 exons. The record is from RefSeq and is a predicted model, not a curated record. Bases 1 to 567 code for a protein of 188 amino acids.
AUGUCCCCCAUGAUGAAGAACAGCUUUCCAGCACUGUGCCUCUUUGGGGUCUUGACCGUACUUCAGUAUCCUUCAACUCUGUGUGAUUGCAGGAUGCCUCCAAGUAUUGCCCAUGGAUCCCACAAAGACGUGAGCCCAUUUCUGUCAUUUAAGACUGAAGUGCAGUAUAAAUGUGACAGCGGCUAUGUUCUGGUUGGAAAUGCUAAAAUCACCUGCUCACAUUCACAGUGGUCAUCUCCAGCUCCCCAAUGUAAAGCUCUGUGCUUGAAACCUCAAAUAAACAAGGGGAAGCUCUCCGUAAAUAAGGAUCAGUAUGUUGAGGCUGAAGAUGUCACCGUCCAGUGCAGUCCUGGCUAUGGUGUAACUGGUCUCCAAACUAUCACAUGUUCAGAGAACAGAACCUGGUACCCAGAGGUGCCCAAGUGUAAGUGGAAAGUCCCUGAAGGCUGUGACCAAGUGUUAGCAGGCAGAAACCUCAUGCAGUGUCUCCCCAAUCCUCAAGAUGUGAAAAUGGCUCUGGAGUUGUAUAAGCUGUCAUUGGAGAUUAAACAGCUGGAAUACAUUUGA